Messenger RNA from Labrus mixtus (cuckoo wrasse), 5289 nucleotides. Its product is annotated as heterogeneous nuclear ribonucleoprotein Q. Gene Ontology annotation, molecular function: mRNA 5'-UTR binding. NCBI's taxonomy places the organism in Eukaryota, Metazoa, Chordata, Actinopteri, Labriformes, Labridae. The record is from RefSeq and is a predicted model, not a curated record. Bases 147 to 2039 code for a protein of 630 amino acids. Gene Ontology annotation, biological process: CRD-mediated mRNA stabilization. Gene Ontology annotation, cellular component: CRD-mediated mRNA stability complex; nucleus; ribonucleoprotein complex. The transcript has 11 exons.
GAUCGCGACGUUACGUAGACGCCAUUUUGUUUCACCGGGAGGAAAAGAACCUGAAAAACACCGGCGUGAAUAUUUCCCCCUUUAUUUUAUUUUUAAACACCUUUUCACCGGGCGGAUCGGCAUCGUGCACCCGCAUUCAGACUCGCAUGAUGUCUGGAGAAAAUGAAGCUGAGAAUGAAAUGGCCACAGAUCACGUCAACGGGAACGGGACGGAGGAACCGAUGGACACGACUGCAGCUGUGACCCGAUCUGAACACUUCCCGGCUUUACUUGAAGCUGGAUUAAAUGAGAAAGUUGCUGAGAAACUAGAUGAACUUUACUUAGCAGGCCUUGUAGCACACAGUGACCUCGACGAGAGAGCUAUCGAUGCUCUGAAAGAAUUCAGCGAGGAUGGAGCUCUGCAGGUGCUGCUCCAGUUCAAAGAGAGCGACCUGUCACACGUGCAAAACAAAAGUGCCUUUCUGUGCGGGGUGAUGAAGACCUACAGGCAGAGAGAGAAACAGGGGACUAAAGUUUCAGAUCCCACUAAAGGACCAGACGAGGUGAAGAUCAAAGAGCUCCUGGACAGAACAGAUUACACACUCGAUGUUACAACAGGACAGAGGAAGUACGGAGGACCUCCACCUGAGUCUGUGUACACAGGAGUCCAGCCCACUGUCGGAACUGAGAUAUUUGUGGGGAAGAUUCCCCGCGACCUGUUUGAAGACGAGCUGGUUCCUCUCUUUGAGAAGGCUGGACCUAUCUGGGACCUCCGGUUGAUGAUGGACCCGCUGAGCGGCCUGAACCGGGGCUACGCCUUCGUCACGUUCUGCACUAAAGAAGCGGCUCAGGAGGCCGUGAAACUGUGUAAUAAUCAUGAGAUCCGCCCUGGAAAGCACAUCGGCGUGUGUAUAUCCGUCGCCAACAACAGGCUAUUCGUUGGCUCCAUUCCCAAGAGUAAAACAAAGGAGCAGAUCGUUGAAGAGUUUGCUAAAGUCACAGAGGGCCUCAGUGACGUCAUCCUGUACCAUCAACCCGAUGACAAAAAGAAAAACCGAGGCUUCUGUUUCCUCGAGUACGAAGACCACAAAACGGCUGCUCAGGCUCGCCGCCGGCUCAUGAGCGGUAAAGUGAAGGUUUGGGGCAAUGUGGUGACCGUGGAGUGGGCGGAUCCCAUUGAAGACCCCGACCCCGAGGUCAUGGCGAAGGUGAAAGUUUUAUUUGUCAGGAACCUCGCCGGCGGCGUCACAGAGGAGCUCCUCGAGACGUCUUUCAGCGAGUUCGGGAAGCUGGAGCGAGUAAAGAAGCUCAAAGACUACGCCUUCAUUCACUUCGAGGAGAGGGACGGCGCAGUGAAGGCGUUGGACGAAAUGAACGGGAAGGAGCUGGAUGGCGAGCCCAUUGAGAUUGUUUUUGCCAAGCCGCCGGAUCAGAAGAGGAAGGAGCGCAAAGCACAACGCCACGCGGCCAAGUCACACAUGUAUGAUGAUUAUUACUACUACCCCCCUCCUUCCCACAUGCCUCCUCCUGUCAGAGGGCGGGGCAGAGGCGGCAACAGGGGCGGCUACUCCUACCCCCCCGACUACUACGGUUACGAGGAUUACUAUGACUACUACGGCUAUGACUAUCACAACUACCGUGGCGGCUACGACGACCCCUACUACGGGUACGACGACUUCCAGGCCCCGGCGCGAGGGCGGGGCGGCAACAGGGGUCCAAGGGGCGGAGGCUCUCCGGCCAGGGGACGCGGCGGCGCGGGGGCACCCAGAGGCAGGGCCAACUUCUCCCAGCGAGGCGGGCCAGGAGGACCGGGCCGCGGCGGUGGCGGCGGGCGGGGCGUGAGAGGACUCGUGCAGCCGAGAGGGCGAGGAGGGGUACGUGGUGCUCGGGGUGGCCGCGGUGGAAAUGUAGGAGGAAAGCGCAAAGCUGAUGGGUACAACCAGCCAGAUUCCAAGCGUCGCCAGACCAAUAAUCAGAACUGGGGCUCUCAACCCAUUGCUCAGCAACCGCUCCAAGGUGGUGAUCAUUCUGCAGGAAAAAGGGGUCGAGGCCGGUCCUGAUGUGUCGCUAUGAAGACUGACCCCGUGUUCGGCGUCACACACUACAAGGCCGCCAGUGGACGGGAUGGUAAGGUCACCUGACUCAGAGGGUCCAAUGGUAUAUUCUUUUUCUCUUUUCUUUUUUUUAAGACUCUUUCAAACAGCCACAUUUCAAGAUAAUCAAAAGAGCAAACCAAGAGCUUGCUUUAUGAAGUUUUAACCCCCUCCCGCCUUUUCCCCCCAAAUAUGCUAAUUCAGACUUGACUGAGCCGGAGUUCAAGUUCAAGAUGGACGUCCUUCUUGGAAAAGUCUUUGCACUUUGUUAAGGUUUGGAGUGUGUAGUGUUUUUAAAGCUCUUAUGAUGGACUAGACUCGAUCAUCUCUGAGUAUUAGAGCGAGUGUUGACGUGUGAUCACCCCCCGCUGUUCAAGGUCGGGCGCUCCGGGGAAAGCAAACGAGGGUCUGUUAACUACCUCAGUUUGAAGGACUCUCCUGAUCUGCCCCCCCUCUCCCUCUCCCCUCCACCCUCAGAGAGAUUCACAAACAACAGAGCACUUAAAGAGUCCAAAGCCUGAUUUAUAUUUGUGUGUUGAAUCAAAGCUGAACCUCUCCACAGUCAAAGUAAGAUGACUAUGCUAACCGCUAAAAUGCUAUCAGCUGGUGACGUUUUCAUACAUGUCACAUGCAUUCUCCUGAUCAGCUCACUCUGACUUUCUGCAGAAUAAAUACGAGGAGGUCUGCAGGAGAAACUCCGGGUGGAGAGAGAAACAUUCAGAUGUUUGACGCUCAGUCUGAUAAACUUCAGGACGUUUUGUUCUUCUGUGAAGUCGCUCAGCUUCUCCAGCUUUUUCUCUCAGUUAACUGAGCGUAUAAUGUGAAAGUUUGAGCUGCCUAACGCUAAUCAACAGUUUAAUUUACUGGAAGAAAAAAAACAACCUUUUUUAUUUUAAUGAGAGUAUCUUAAAGUACCAAAUCUUUUUAUUUUAUUUAACCAGGAAAAAGUCUCAUUGAGAUUAAAAAAUCUCUUUAACAAAGAGCGUCCUGGUCAAGACAGGCAGCGGCACAGUUACAGGGUUUCAGACAUAAAACACUUAAAUACAGGAAUCACAAGAAGAACCAUUCAUCAGAAUCUGUCAGAAGUCAUCAGAAACAAGGAGAUCAAAAAGGGCAAUACGAGUUAUCUAAAACACACACAAAAAAAGGAAAGGCUCGUCAGAGAGGAAAUGAAUCCAUCAAAACUUUCAGGCUAACUCCUGAACUCUACAGAAGUUGCAGAAAACGUUGCCAAAGUAUUUGCAAUUUACAUUUAUUGGCAACAUUUCAGUACAGAGACGUCACCUCUGUGUUUCACUGAAACUUGCAGCGACAGUGAGCAGGAUUUUCAGAUCCCUCCGACUUCUAUUUUUCCUGCUUUGGUAUCCAAACAGGUGACGAUAUUGUUUGAUUUUUAACAAUUCCCGUAUGAAGACGACCCUAACACACAAAAGCAAGCGGCAAACGAGCUCGUUGCCCGCUGUCGCUGCGUCCGGCUUUACUCCCAGCUGUAGCUGUCCGUGUCGCUUCAGGACGUCGUUCACUGAAGAUUCAGCGCUGAAGUAUAAAUCAGGCUUUGGGUCGACGCAGGCUUCAGUUACUGUCCACGUGCUCGCUGGUCUUCCUGAAAUGAGCCUCAGGCCCCGUGUCCACCUGGCGUUUAGUAUCUGAGCGCCAGCGUUCUUUUUCAUUGAGUACAGAGCGUCCUCUUUUGAGCUGCUGCUCCGAGCACUUUGAGUUGAAAAAUCUUGCAACUUUUCAGAAAGGCGCUCUUCUCCAAAUAUAUUCCCCGUGUUUUGGUCUCCUAGGGAUCGUGCCCUGUAAGCCACACCCUCCUCGCUCCAGGUGGACACGUCGACCCUUACUGUCUUUAUAAAUGAACCGAGUGAUGAUGAUGUAGUGUACAGACGCGUUGGUUUAUAAAUGUGAAAUCUUUUUAACGCCUGGAAACUUCCUGUCGGCCAUGACGGGAAGGCUGUCAUGUUUUUAUUUUUUUUGUAUUUGUUGGUUUUGUCGAUGUGACGACAUCUCUGCACAAACGUCUGUGUUGUUUCUCUUAACGUGUGUGAAGCUGCCUUUUAUUUUGUAAACAUGUCUUGUUUAUUUCCACUUCCUGUAAAGUAGAGGAAGCAAGUUUUGUAGGAAUCAAAGAUGGCGUUGGGGGGGGGGGGUUAAAGAAACAGCACGAUGAUAAACUACGAUGUCGACCAUGUACAGUAAACGUCUUAUCACCGUCAGUGAUCAUGAAAUACAGGAAGCUAACGUGUAAAGAAUUUUAAAGGAGUCGAUCCAAACUCAUGUUCAAACUGCAAACAGGCGGGAUUAAAGAUUUAAAGGAUCUUUACGGCGUGUUUUAGUCAAACCGAUCUACUUCUACCCCACGUCAUGUCGCUCAAAGCUCAUUGGUUCCUGCCAAAAAAGCUUUGAAAACCCCUUUAAAAUAUUUAGUUUGGGGGCGCUGGCGGUUGGUGCAGAGCCAGGUUCUAGUCCUGUGGCUCCUUUCCUGCAUGUCAUUUCUCUCUCUCUCUCUCUCUCUCUCUCUCUCCCCCUCCCCCCCGGUUCUACAAAACUACGGAUGUUUAAUCACAUUUAAACUAAAAGAAAACAAGUGUGAAGUUUAGACCCUGUGCAGGAAUAAUGCUUCCUUUUUUUGGUUAUUAACCAAGAAUCUCUAGAGUGGAUGCUCACACAGGUCACCAUGUGGUGGACUCUGAAGCUUCAGUGUUUAUCCAGCUCUGCAUGGGUCUGUAAACCUUUCUGUGUUCUAACCUCUCUCCAUUUUUCAAAAGCAUCUCCAAUAUUGAUCCUAGUUUGAGCACGUUUCUGCUCGUGGAGCUUAUUAGAAACAUGCAGAGGCUUUUUAGGUCGGGUACAAUCACUUCUAUCUGAACCACUUCUCUUGCCCGCUUCCAUCGCUGCAACACCUGUUGACCUGAUAACUGGCAUCAGUUUGGAUUUCUCCUUUGAGCUCUUUUUAAACAAUCACGUGUGUCUGAGAAGUUGGUUUUUUUUUUUACUUUUUGCCUUGUUUUGUUUUCCAUGAAACUCAGCGUCAUGUCACACGUUUGAUUUUCUUUGUGCAGCGAUGACUGUUGAGUUGCCAAGUUUAAAGGUCAAAUUGUUCUUCUUGUUUUUUGUUUUGCUAACCUGUGUGUUUGCAUUCUUGCAAAUGAAUUGUUUUAUACUGUACAGUGAGGUGAGUUAAACCUAUUUUUCUAAUAAAGUUAUUGACUUUGAA